Messenger RNA from Bipolaris zeicola 26-R-13, 1347 nucleotides. RefSeq lists its product as uncharacterized. Gene Ontology annotation, biological process: Mo-molybdopterin cofactor biosynthetic process. The transcript has 2 exons. Gene Ontology annotation, molecular function: GTP 3',8'-cyclase activity; cyclic pyranopterin monophosphate synthase activity; 4 iron, 4 sulfur cluster binding. NCBI's taxonomy places the organism in Eukaryota, Fungi, Ascomycota, Dothideomycetes, Pleosporales, Pleosporaceae. The record is from RefSeq and is a predicted model, not a curated record. Bases 1 to 1347 code for a protein of 448 amino acids.
AUGAUGGCGCACAUGGCUAGGGUACGGGCGGGUCCCCAAACAUUGCGAAGAGUCGCUGGCCGUGGCGAACUAUCUGGACGAUCGCCCAUCUCCGCCAUACGGACAAGAUGUAUUGCGACAAAUACAGAACCACGGGAGCCAGUUUCCGAGUUCCUCCCAGGCAUCUCCCCAGUACCGACACCGCAGCGAUCGGGCGGUGAGGACCGGAGAGCAGCAAUCAAGAAUGCGAAGCCUUUCUCUGCCUUUUUGACCGAUACGUUCAACCGGCAGCAUGACUAUCUGCGCAUCAGCAUCACAGAGCGCUGCAAUCUGCGAUGUCUGUAUUGCAUGCCCGAAGAGGGCGUUCCGCUAUCGCCGUCCGCCAACAUGCUGACCACACCCGAAAUCUUCUACCUCUCGUCGCUAUUUGUGUCGCAAGGUGUGACCAAGAUCCGCCUUACUGGGGGCGAACCCACCGUUCGCCGCGACAUAGUGCCCCUCAUGCAGCAAAUCGGUAGUCUGCGCCCCAAAGGCCUGCGCGAGCUCGCCCUUACCACCAACGGCAUAUCGCUGCACCGGAAACUCGACGCCAUGGUCGAGGCUGGUUUGACAGGCGUCAAUCUAAGUCUAGACACCCUGGAUCCGUUCCAGUUCCAGAUUAUGACGAGGCGGAAAGGCUUCGAUGCAGUGAUGAAGUCGAUCGACCGCAUACUCGAGAUGAACAAGUUGGGAGCAAAUGUGAAACUCAAGGUCAACUGUGUUGUAAUGCGUGGCUUAAAUGAGCGCGAGAUCCUGCCCUUUGUCGAGAUGGGCCGCGAGAAAGACAUCGAAGUUCGCUUCAUCGAAUACAUGCCCUUUGGCGGUAACAAAUGGAGUGAGAACAAGAUGAUCAGCUUCCAAGAAAUGCUGGAUAUCAUCAGGACAAAAUACCCAAGACUCAGGCCGGUUCCUGGCCACAAGAACGACACUAGCAAGACGUACGAAGUUCCUGGCUUUGUAGGCAAGGUUGGCUUCAUUACAAGCAUGACCAACGAUUUUUGCGGUUCUUGUAAUCGACUGCGCAUAACAAGUGACGGCAAUCUGAAGGUGUGCCUACAUGGAAACGCCGAGGUAUCAUUGCGCGAUGUACUGCGGCAGGGUAACAACGGUGAACCCAUCGAUCAAGAAGCAUUCGAACGUAUCAGGCAAAUCGAAAUGGACCGUCAUGAGGGCCGUCUGAGCAAUGAAACUAUACUUGGCUGGGGCCAGCGAGAACGCGAAUUGCUCGAAGUUGUAGGAGCAGCUGUAAAGCGCAAAGCAGAAAAGCACGCUGAUCUGGAAGAUCUCGCCAGCAUGGAGAACAGGCCCAUGAUCUUGAUUGGUGGGUGA